Molecule: messenger RNA, 578 nt
Organism: Amphimedon queenslandica
Lineage: Eukaryota; Metazoa; Porifera; Demospongiae; Haplosclerida; Niphatidae
Product: RIIa domain-containing protein 1-like
Exons: 4
Coding region: 16-318 (100 amino acids)
Source: RefSeq, a predicted model, not a curated record
GCCGUUGUCAAGACGAUGGAGCUACAAGUUGAGACUGGUCUGAGCUCUCGCCCUCAGUUAGACUCAAACGACAGAGCAGCAUUAACAAGCACACAGCAAUCCGACCUCAACAAAGAGAAGGUCAAAGUUAGACUGCAAAACGAAAAAUAUUUCAGAAAGCAUCCUGAGAUACCAUUGCUUUUGGAAUCAUUCCUUCAGAAAGUGUUACUUAAAAAACCUGAUGAUAUCAAAGCGUUUGCAGCAAGUUAUUUCACUGAUCCAAGACUGCGCGAGAUUAUAAACUUGAAACUGAGUGAGAGACAAAAUGAAGAUAUAUGAAAAACAAAAUUUUCAUCCCACAAAACACUUAUAAUAAUAAUAAUAAUAAUAAUAAUACACCAAGCAGCAAUCCUUCUCUCUCUCUCUAUCAUUUAUCAACACACACACAUUAUGAUAAAUAUCCAGAAUGUCUUCAUUCCUCUACCCAUACAUGCAGGUAUACUUUCUAUAGAUAAUGACCAAUAAUAAUAUACAUUCAUUUCUGUCCAUUUCUUUGCCAUCUCUUAUACAAGUUGAGUAUUGUGCUAAUCUCAAUGCCA